UCCAGAUAGCGCGUGAAGUACGAAAUUUGGAAAUCAUUCAUCAUUCGUUUUGUCUACAGAAAGUUUUCUCCAAAACCUUCGGAAGUAAGACUUCCAGAAAACCGUGAUUUUUAGCGUAUAGGAAUUGGAUGAAAUGACUUUAAAAGAUCAACGUUAAGAGAUGGAACAUUUCGAAGAUGAUAUUUGAAUUCAGUGUUGAAAGACCAAUAUUUUGAAAAAAAAGCAUGUUUCGAAGUCAAACUUUCAAUUUUUGACUUUAAUUUAAAAUUGAAAAAAUUCAACUUCUUUAAAGUUGGAAUAACUCAGCUCAGAAAAGCGAUGGAAACUUGGUUCAAACGCCAUUUGAUAGAGGAUUAAAAAUUAAACAAAGGUAGGGUUUGUUCAUGCUUCUGUAUUAUGGGAUUUUGGACUUUUCUAAAUCAGUGGCGAAAAAGUCGGAAUUUUGUUCGUAUUUCUCAAUUUUCUCGAAAAAACUCAACUCCUAUGUAAUAAAAAUAUCAUAUUCGGAAUCAGAAUCAAAAGUCGAAUCGACGGAUAUGUAUUUCGGAAUUUUUACUUGAUUUUCAGGUUUUGGGUGAAAACCUCAAUGAUUUUUCAAGGUGAAAAUUUGAAAAAAUUUAAAAUACUCAGACAGUCCAGAGAUAUAUAUAAGUCGAUUCGACUUUUGAUUCUGAUUCCGAAUAUGAUAUUUUUAUCACAUAGAAGUCAAAAAUUGAAAGUUUGACUUGGAAACAUGCUUUUUUUUCAAAAUAUUCGUCUUUCAACACUGAAUUUAAAUAUUAUCUUCAAAAUGUUUCAUCUCUUAAGAUUUUGGAACGUAACGUGGCUCUCUUAAAAAGUAUCGUUCAGAACAGCGUAGGACUUGGUUACUCCAUAUUCUGUAAAAUUUUUCUUCCAAGGCCCCGCCAAGUCCAAGCUUUUCCGAGCCCAAGCCUACCAAGCCCGAGCUUAACUCGAGCCCAAGCCUUACCCAAGCCCAAGCUUUCGUCCACCAAGCCCCAAGCCGAAGCUUGGGCUUGUAACAUCCCUACAACCUAGAUCGAUUGCUGAAAAGCAAAGGUUGAGAUUAGCAAAUUGAUUUAUAUCUUAGAUAUAUAGGUCAGUUUGUUUUCAUUCAAUUUUGAACAAGAUGAAGUUCAAACAAUCUAUAAUGGAAUGCAAGAAUUAAUUGAUUCAUUUCAUAAAGAUACAAAUAAAAUUGAUAUUAUUAUAGAAAAUUGUCGACCAAAGUUACCAUUAUUAAAUCAACAAAUUAUUCUUAGUGAAGAUAGUGAUGGUCAACAAAGUCAACAAGAAAAUGAUGAUAUCUUCAAUCAAAACGUUAAAUAUAACGAAGCAUUUGAAAAAUAUUAUAAAUUAAUUGAAAAACGAACUAGUUUACAAGUAGAACAACAUGGACUUCUAAGUCCAAAUAUAAUCAGUGAAGCACCACAUUUAAAUUUAACCGAGGAUGAGCAUUAUAUAUUAAAAUUAGGUCCUCGAUUUAUUUUUAACGAUCCAAAAACAGCAUCUCGACGACGUACAACUGAAUUGGCUACUCUACGAAGAAAACUUGAGAGUCGCUUCUUUAAAAAGAAAGUUAAUCCUGGUCGUCCCGUUGAGGAAUUCAUUAAUGAAUUAGAUGCUUUGCUUCAAAAUUAUCAUGAUAUUCCUGCUCAUUCUCGUCAUCGUUCUUUAAAUUUAUCUAUUACUUUAAAUCAAAGUGAACAAAUGAUCAGAUCUUCAUCAAGUAGAAGAAGAAUCAAUGUUAAUCGAGCAAUUAAAAGAUUGAAACAUAAAUUUCGAUUAGCUAACGUUAUUCUUAGGAAGACUGAUAAAUCCAAGGUGUUUCAUUUAGGAAAAUUAGAACAUUAUCAGCAAAGAUCAGAUGAAUAUAUGGAAAAAACUCAAGCCUAUCAAUGUAUUGGCACUAACGAUCCAUUACCUGAUCUUAUUACUCGUACAAAUAAAUAUUUAUUAGAUUUACGUCUGCCUAAAUGGAUUACUCAGAAACAAUAUGAGCAAUUAUGUGUCAAAGCAGAUGAAGCUGAAUUAGCUCAUCUCUAUUAUUUACCUAAAGCUCAUAAGUCUGGUACUCCACUUCGACCCAUUAUUUCUGGAUUAAAACAUCCAUCCAUAAAGAUCUCCAAGUUUCUUGAUAAUCUAUUAAGACCAUUAUUUGAUCAAAUGGCCUUGAAGACAACAGUAACGUCUGGCUUUGAAUUAUAUCAAAAACUUCAACAGUGGUCUCCAAAUAGUAUGAAACAAGAAACUGUCUUAUGUACAAUCGACGUAGCUGAUCUUUAUACAAUGAUUCCACAAGUCGAAGGAGUCUUAUCGUUAAAAAAAGAUGUUAGACCACCUCGAUUUGUUAUGACCAAUAAUUAUUUUAAAUACAAUGGCCAAUAUUAUCAUCAGAUUAAAGGUGGAGCAAUGGGUUCUCCAUUGACUCUUACCAUUGCCAACUGUUAUAUGUUCUUUUUUGAACAAUAUAUAUUAAAACAAAUUACAAACAGUUUCGGCUUAUACGUUCGUUUUAUCGAUGAUAUUUUUAUCAUUAUUAAUUGGCCAACUCGUCGUUUUCUUAAACAAGUUGAUCGUUGGAAUGAAUUUGAUUCCAAUAUUAAAUUAGCAACAAACAUUGGUUUACAUGCUAAUUUCUUGGAUUUACACAUACAAAAUCAAGAUUGUGCAUUAUUUACUUCAGUUUACCAUAAACCAUCUUAUGAACCAUAUUAUUUGUCAUUUAAUAGCAUUCAUCCGUUGCAUAUGAAAAAGAAUAUGCCUUUUGGUAUGUUACUUCGAGCAGUAAGAUAUUGUUCAACAUUUAAAGCAUAUCAACAAGAACGAGAUCAUUUAAAAAUGGCAUUACUUAUGAAUAGAUAUCCAAGUCAAUUUAUCGAUCAACAGUUUAAUCGUGUCUUCUAUAAAUAUAAAAUUGAACAAUUAAUUAAUAUAACUAAUUAUAAUAAUAUUCGUCAACGAAUUAUUAAUAGUUCAAUACAAGUCAAUUUCCAAAUAUCAUGCUUUUAUACACUCACUAUUGCAGUUGUUGAAUAUCCUACGCGCACAUUUUUAAUUAGCUCUCGUAUAUAG
Didymodactylos carnosus is the source of this 3075-nucleotide messenger RNA. Lineage: Eukaryota; Metazoa; Rotifera; Eurotatoria; Philodinida; Philodinidae. The record is from the annotation of a GenBank genome assembly.